Dentiscutata erythropus is the source of this 840-nucleotide messenger RNA. The record is from the annotation of a GenBank genome assembly. Lineage: Eukaryota; Fungi; Glomeromycota; Glomeromycetes; Diversisporales; Gigasporaceae.
AUGCCUCAAUUAAAUAGACCAAUAUCACGCACUAAUGCAACUCAAGCAUGUACAAAUUGUCAAACGAGACAUCAAAGAGCUACUGAACCAUUCAUUAGCCAAGUACAAACGUUAGAUGAUCAAAAUAUCGCGUUAAUUGACCCUCAUGAAUCUUCUUUUAGAACUACUGAAGCAUUUAUUAACCAUGAACCAACGCUAAUUACCACAUCAAUUAACCCUUAUGAAGAGUUUCAAUCCUCCUACUCAAAUUUUGGAACCCCACAUAUUUAUAAUUCUAUCACUACCCUUCCUUCUCUCGGAAUUACCGAAGCAUUUAUUGAUCAAGAACUAACACCAAAUUAUCAAAAUAAUACACUAAUUAAUACUUAUGAAAUUACUACUAAAGAAUUUCAAUCUCCUUAUUCAACCAUCGAAACCCCACGUAUUUCUAAUCAUAUCACUACUAUUCCUUCUUUUGGAACUAUAGAACCAUUCAUUGUCCAAGGACAAACGUUAAAUGAUCAAAGUACCACGUCAAUUAAUCCUUAUGAAUAUUUUAAAACUAUUGAAGCAUUUGUUAACAAUGAACCAACACCAACUAUCACAUCAAUUAGCCCUUAUGAAGAAUUUCAAUCUUCUUACUCGAACUUCGGAACCCGACAUAUUUAUAAUUCUAUCAAUACCAUUCCUUCUUUCGGAAUUACAGAAGCAUUUAUUGACCAAGGACCAACGUUUGACGAUCAAAAUACCACGUUAAUUAACACUUAUGAUCCUCCUUUUAGAGCUAUCGGAGCAUUUAUUGACCAAAAACAAAAUAAUCAAAAUACCACACCAACUAACCCUUAUGAAAACUACUACUGA